This is a messenger RNA of Orbicella faveolata, 849 nucleotides long. RefSeq lists its product as uncharacterized. NCBI's taxonomy places the organism in Eukaryota, Metazoa, Cnidaria, Anthozoa, Scleractinia, Merulinidae. The record is from RefSeq and is a predicted model, not a curated record.
AUGAGGAUGAGGAUGAGGAUGAGGAUGAUGAGGAAUGCAAGUGUGAAAUGACUGAUAAUGUAGGUUCAUCUUCAGAUGACACAGAUUAUGAGUUAAAUUCAGAAGAACACCCUGGGCGAAAAUUCCUGGUUUUUGAGUCCUGCCUAAAUUUACUUCUAAAAUUCUGUUCAAAAUGCGCUGGAACCAUUUUUGAAUCCACCGAAACAACUAGUGGCAGUAUGUUUUCAGUGGAAAUGCUGUGUGUCAAUAACCAUCUGACUUGCUGGAAUUCACAGCCACUAAUAAAAAAUAUUGCAGCAGGCAAUUUACUCUCCUCCGCUGCCAUUCUGUUUAGUGGCAAUACAUUUUCUCAUAUUGCCCAGUUUGCAUCCUUUCUGAAUUUGAAGUUCUUCAGCCAUACCACAUAUUACAAUAUACAGAACAAGUAUUUGUCUCCUGUGGUAAACAAAGCCUGGAAAGAGGAAAGAAGUUCAGUAUUAGAUGAAGUUAAAAGCAAAGGGCCAGUCAAUUUGAUUAGGGAUGGAAGGUGUGAUAGUCUAGGUCACAAUGCCAAAUAUUGCACAUACACUAUGAUGACAGAUGAAGGAAAGGUGGCAGCAUUCAAUGUUGUACAGGUAACAGAGGUAACGUCGUCUAAUGCGAUGGAAAAGGAAGGGUUCGAGAGGUGCAUUCAAGACCUUGCCAGAGAAGAAGUCACCAUCAAGAGGAUUGCCACCUACCGCCAUUCUUCCAUCUCAAGUUCCAUGAAAAAGGACCAUGGUGAAAUCGACCACCGGUAUGAUGUUUGGCAUUUAUCAAAGUGGGUGUUGAAAAAUUUUCCAAGAAGGCUAAAGUGAAACGAUGUGAAGA